UUGCGGCUACCAUUCACAGGUGUUGGCUUUAUCUAUCGCCUCUGCCCAUCGUUCCUGGGCAUUGAUUCAAUCAUGCGUAUAUCUGGUCCCAGAGACUUUCUUCAUGCUGUUCAGAGCAGACUAUGCUGCUACAAGAAUGGCAUCUGCAUUGAGAUGGAUUUCUCUCGGGAAUGGGAUUAUCAACGAAUGAAAAUAACUGCUUCAACACAAAAAAUACCCUGA
Bipolaris oryzae ATCC 44560 is the source of this 222-nucleotide messenger RNA. RefSeq lists its product as uncharacterized. The record is from RefSeq and is a predicted model, not a curated record. The transcript has a single exon. The annotation marks the transcript as partial. Lineage: Eukaryota; Fungi; Ascomycota; Dothideomycetes; Pleosporales; Pleosporaceae.